Anastrepha ludens (Mexican fruit fly) is the source of this 2163-nucleotide messenger RNA. RefSeq names its product chloride intracellular channel exc-4 (gene Clic). Gene Ontology annotation, biological process: chloride transport. The record is from RefSeq and is a predicted model, not a curated record. Gene Ontology annotation, cellular component: apical plasma membrane; cytoplasm. Gene Ontology annotation, molecular function: chloride channel activity; DNA binding. The transcript is spliced from 3 exons. Bases 152 to 1609 code for a protein of 485 amino acids. Lineage: Eukaryota; Metazoa; Arthropoda; Insecta; Diptera; Tephritidae.
UUUCGGUAAUAGGUGUGUAAUUUCUCAAAUUUAGUUAGACCAAUACUGAAUUUUCAUUACAGAAAGUGGUUUUACUUCUUAAAUUGGGCGAAACGAAUUUGUAUUUUCCGUUUAGUAAUUGGAAAUUUCAUAAACGUCACGCGAUUCCAAGAUGUCGGAAGUUGAGAACCAAGAUACCAACGGUACGAGUAAUGGAGAUGUGCCUGAAAUUGAACUGAUCAUAAAGGAAGAAUUUGUGCUUGAAAAUGAAAUUUUGGGGAAUGCGAACGGGAGCGAAAUCAACUUAGCACCGAGUGAAGUCUUGAAUGGCGUAGAUGAGAAAGAGAAUAUCGCUCAAUCGAAAUUAUAUCUCAAGCCACAGCAGCAGCACCAAAAUAUCAAUGACUGCAAAACAAUAAACUCUGAAAAACAACCCUCUCCGCUCAAAGAUGUCUUAGCGCAACACAGUAACGAAGCUACAGAGGAUCAUGUUCUUGCACUUACUCAUCACGAUAGUCAACAUUUUUACUUCGAAUUUGUAACACCGAAACCGGACGAAAACUUAUCACAGACUGUCUCAAUUACAGAACGCGCAACAACCAACCAGUUAAGUGAUAAUUUUAACAGCGGAAAGAUUGACGACCGCCUGCCUAUAAAUCAGAAAAAUAGAGUUCCAUUAUCUCAAAAUCAGAUGAUGGAAGAAGCAACAGUCAAAGAGGAACAUUUGCGUUGCAGUAGCGCAGUGAGUAAUUUAGACUUCGCCGCUAUGGUAGCUGAGGCAUGCGAGGGAAUUUUCGAUGAAAUUGAAAAUGAUCUGCGAUCAUAUACCGACAGUAGCGAUAGCAAUAGCAAUAGUUACCAAGGGGUAGAGAUUACUUCGGAUUCUGGCGAUCUCACUGCUCCAGCGAAGAGAAAAAAGAGUGCCCAUAACUCUGAAGCGGUUCAACUUGCGGUGAAUGCUGUGCUGGAAGGUGGCAUGAGUCUGGGUGAGGCAGCAAAACGCUAUAAUGUGGUGCGUUCAACCGUGUCCUCACGUGUAGCAAAACAUCCCAAACGUAAAAGACGAAGGGCUAACAAGGAAUUAGAUGAGCUUAUUCACAGUAAACUUAUGGCCGGUAUACAAAUAUCGCAAAUAUCACGCUCUUUGCAUGUGCCCAAAUCGACUGUUCAUCUACAUAAAACAAGACUUAAGGAGAGUGGAAUGUUGCCGCCUGUAUGGAUCAGGAACGGCAGUAAGGACAUGGUUGAUCAUGGCGUUCAAGAGCGAUUAAAGCAAGCAUAUCGAGGUCACAUCGUAAACGGCAUGUCAGUGCGUUUUGCUGCAGAAUUCUUCUCGCUCCCGCUUACGACCUUAUGGCGAUACAUAAAACGAAGAAAAACCGCGUCUACAACUGCAGUUACUGAUGACAGUAGCAAAAGUGUGCCGGUGGAAUGCUCGAACGACCUCGAGGAAAAUACACUUCAUAAUGCUUCGAAUGCGUUUGAUGAUUUAGAUAUAGAUGAGCAAUCACAAAUGCAGGAAAACAAGUCGCCCUGCGUAUCACCUAAAUGUUAUACAGAUUUGCUAACGGUUUUUGAUAAAGAUGAAGAAAUGCUAGAGCAGUCCUUGCUGGAUCAUCUUUUAGAAUAACAUAUUGAUUAUUUCUAUUUAUUUUGGAUCUCAAUGAUUGGUUAGGACUGUUGACUGUUCAUACAUGAAUUUUCCUCUUAAUAAAUAUUAUUGAAAUAUAAAUAUUUUGAUUUGUUAUUUAAGCUACGGCGAUACGCUCAUGCAUUUGCUGUCCAGCAGCUUAUAUGCGUGCGUGUCGGGUGACACACACACUUGUUUCGUGUCACACAUACUUCUUGUCGGCUUUUGCAUGAUGAAAAUCAAUAAUUUUAGAUUUUUCGCGGGCAAGCCUCAUGCACCCGACACGCACACAUAUAAGCUGCUGGACAGCAAAUGCAUGAGCGUGUCGCCGUAGCUUUACUUCAACACAUAUUAAACAAGCCAAACCUAAACAUAAAAAAUUAGUUUUUGCGAAAAAUUGCGAAGACUGAUCCGAUGUGAACGAAAUUUUAGAAAUUGAAUCCAAAUAUGCCAUAAAAUUUGUAUUUCGAUAGGUGACAGUUGUCAAAUAAACUGUCUAUCUCUAUAAAUAAAAAAAAACGUCCACAAAUACAUCACCUGCAGUUUUAAGUUCA